Molecule: messenger RNA, 1425 nt
Organism: Lineus longissimus
Lineage: Eukaryota; Metazoa; Nemertea; Pilidiophora; Heteronemertea; Lineidae
Product: tetraspanin-18B-like
Exons: 8
Coding region: 501-1403 (300 amino acids)
Cellular component (GO): membrane
Source: RefSeq, a predicted model, not a curated record
GAGGAAGCACAGCCAAUCGGAUGACUUCUCGUACCACGUGCCAAAGGUGUUCAAAUCAAAAUGGAUGAUUGUUAAAAUACCUGCAAGGAGAUUCAAACAUCUGCAUUGACUGUGCAUUGUUGGUGGCAGUACUGUUCAAGUAGGACCCGUUUGCAAUGAACUCUGUAUGAACCCUUGUCAUGUAUGCAUUUACAUUUACAUUAUUCCCAAAAGCAGUAAUGGAAGAUUACAAAGCGAUAAUAUGAUUUAGCAUGUUUUCUGGGUGUUACGCAUCCAGAUGCGAAAGCGGAAUUGAGAUAUUCCAAUAGGAUGAAACAGGAACAAUCGACAGCGAAAAAAUACUUUUUUAAAACACUUUUCAUGCAUUGGACCAAGAUAAUCUAAAGCUAUACAACGCUGGUUUUUGGAUCUUUAUUGCCAUUGGCUAUUCAGAGGCAUGGCGAUCUGGGUCUCAAGAAGUCCGACAGAAAGCCAAACGUAAGGCCAUUUCUCGUUGAAGAAUGGCAUCUUGUGCGGUAACAUGCACUCUCAUAUUCCUACAGACGAUAUUCGGGUUAGUGGGGUUCAUAUUCCUUGGACUUGGCCUCUUCGUGAGGUUCUUUGCGGACUCAAUAUGGCUGAUGGCAAAGCCAUUCGUCGACCAGGCCCUCGCAAUUCUAGGACAGUCCGCAAAAGAUGGUCUAAAUAGCGACGAUCUCCUGGACAUCUUGAAGCAGAUUGCAGUACCUCUUAUUGUAAUAGGAGCCAUUUUGUUCCUCCUCAGUAUUCUAGGAUGUUGUGGUACUUGUUGUAGAAUCAGGACUGCGCUCCUUGUGUAUGGUAUUAUCCUCCUGCUUAUCCUAUCAUGCCAAAUCAUUGCAAGUAUUGUGAUCGGAGUCGAUUGGCCGAAGUAUCGAGGUAUGGCUGUUGUGCACACAGUAAACCUUCUAAAAACUGAAUAUACUGGUGUAAGCCCCAACAACACCAACCUGGUCACGAUGUUCCUAAAUUUUGCGUUCAUGCAGUUCGAAUGCUGUGGUAUUAAUUCCUACAAGGACAUGUUGCUAGCUCAGAAUUGGACCGGUCGCGCUUUAGACGGGACAGUCUACACAGUCCCGGGCAAUCCUUCCGCCAUGACGAAUGCACUUGGACAGAUGCAAGUCCCUCCAACCUGCUGCAAGAGUCGAUACCCCUUUCCGCAAUUCGACCCAUAUGACUUGGAGACCUGCCUUCUCAAUCCGGACAGCAAGAGCGCGUACACCGAGAAGGGAUGCUUUAGCGCGAUUGACGAUCUUUUGGCAGAAAACCAGCUUUAUGCAAUUAUAGCAGUGUCAUUGAUAUUCGUGUUACAGCUGAUCAUCAUAAUCUUGGUCUUCUGUCUGCGGAAAUGCUUAGCAGAUGACAAAAAGGUUGGACCUAUGUAGUGAAGAUAUGCACAGAAAGCAA